GGCGAUGGCUCGUGCUAGACGUGUCCUGGAAAGGAUGAAGCUCCUUAUUCUUUGUGUGAUGGUCCACGGUUUGUCGGCGGAGGGCACGGGAGAAGUCUUGUCGAUCGGCCGGUGGAAGGAGCAGGUGAUCGCGCCGGAGUUCCUACUGCAAGAUCGCGACGGUGCCUCCGAGGACAACCGGGCGUACCUCUACGAGGACAAGCGUGGCCUCCGUCCCGAGGGGCUCGGCGAGGUCAAACGAGUCACCGGCGCCGAGGACGUCGGUCUGCAGCCGCGUCUCGUAACGAGAUCUCUGCCGUGCACCUGCGAGACGCAGUACGAGAUAAGGGAUCUGGGCGAGGGAUAUUACCCGAGGUAUCUGACCGCGUCGAGCUGCAAGCCGAAAGCCUGCCUGGGCAAGUUCAAUUCCUGCCGACUGCUCCACUACAUGGUUCACGUGUUGAGUCAACGCGAUAUGAGCGAGUUAAACGAUGACAGUUAUUCGGACGAUAGCGGACUUGAGGAAGCACCACUUCCGGAAGCACUCCGUCAUAAGUGGCAACUGAAGCCGAUGAAAGUCCCAGUUGCGUGUGUGCCGGAGACAAGAUAGGAGAAAA
Molecule: messenger RNA, 596 nt
Organism: Vollenhovia emeryi
Lineage: Eukaryota; Metazoa; Arthropoda; Insecta; Hymenoptera; Formicidae
Exons: 4
Coding region: 5-589 (194 amino acids)
Molecular function (GO): prothoracicotrophic hormone activity
Source: RefSeq, a predicted model, not a curated record